ACAUGAACAGCAACUCCGAGUCCGACAACAACAUGCGAUCUAAACCACUGUUAACUUGAAAACUCUAAACCUCUAAACAUCAUUGUCCUUUGUUUUGCUUGCAACUCAAUCAUCACCAAUUCCAUUUCGUAGCACAAAUCAAUCAUUCAUUCUUCAAACGUUCCAUCAACUUCACUUUGAAUACACUCUAAAUCCUCACCAAAUCUUGAUUCAUACCCCAAAACCCACUUUCUUAUUCCAAUUCCAAAAAAUUCAAUUUUGAACCAAACCCACUUCACCAUUUUCCAAAUCAACCAUCAUGGUCUUUUCAUCUCCUCACAAGAGCACAAGUUUCUUCUUUGUGUUUUUAAUAAUUGCAGCACUUGGUUCUGUUUUUUUGGUGUGGCAGAGGAAUGUGAUUAAUGGGUUUUUGGUAUUGGGUGAGGAAUUGAAUUGGGAGGCACCAAAACUGAGACCUGUGGUUUUUAAUUUGACUGAUUUUGGUGGUGUUGGUGAUGGUGUUACUCUUAAUACUAAGGCUUUUGAAAGAGCUGUUUCUGUUAUUUCUAAGUUUAGGAAUCAGGGUGGUGCUCAGUUGAAUGUGCCUCCUGGUUUUUGGCUUACUUCGCCGUUUAAUCUUACUAGUCGUAUGACUCUUUUUCUUGCUCGUGAUGCCGUGAUUCUUGCUGUUCAGGAUGAAAAGUAUUGGCCAUUGAUGCCUGCAUUGCCUUCAUAUGGGUAUGGUAGAGAGCAUCCUGGACCGCGGUAUAGCAGUUUGAUUCAUGGUCAAAAUCUUAAAGAUGUUGUGAUAACAGGGCAUAAUGGUACCAUAAAUGGACAGGGACAAACAUGGUGGACAAAACAUCUCCAUAAGCUUCUCAAUUACACAAGGGGGCCACUUGUUCAGAUCAUGUAUUCUAGUGACAUUGUGAUCUCAAAUAUUACCCUGCGUGACUCUCCGUUUUGGACUCUUCAUCCAUAUGACUGCAAGAACGUUACAAUAAAAAACGUUACAAUAUUGGCUCCUGUAUAUCAUGCUCCAAAUACUGAUGGCAUAGAUCCUGAUUCUUGUGAGGAUAUGUUAAUAGAGGAUUGUUACAUAAGUGUGGGAGACGAUGCGAUUGCAAUAAAAAGUGGAUGGGAUCAAUAUGGAAUUGCCUAUGCAAAGCCUUCUAAGAAUAUAAUAAUCCGAAACCUUGUUGUUCGUUCUAAUGUCAGUGCUGGUAUCUCAAUAGGAAGUGAGAUGUCUGGCGGAGUAUCCAAUGUCACCAUUGAAAACAUUCUUGUAUGGGAAUCUAGACGUGCCAUAAGGAUCAAGACUGCACCUGGAAGAGGCGGAUAUGUGCGCCAAAUAACCUACCGGAACAUAACUUUCCACAAUGUCCGUGUUGGAAUUGUUAUCAAGACUGAUUACAAUGAACACCCUGAUGAUGGAUAUGACCCUACAGCGCUUCCAAUUCUCAGAGAUAUAAGUUUCACCAAUAUCCGCGGCGAGGGAGUUCGUGUACCGGUACGCAUUACUGGUAGUGAAGAGAUUCCAGUUAGAAAUGUGACUUUCCAUGAUAUGAAUGUUGGGAUCACAUACAAAAAGAAGCAUAUAUUCCAAUGUGCCUUUGUGGAAGGUAGGGUAAUAGGAACCAUUUUUCCAAAACCAUGUCGGAAUUUUGAUCAGUACAAUGAGCAAGGAGAGUUGGUUAAGCAAGCUGUGUCACAGAAUGUAACAGACAUAGAUUAUGAAAUUUGAGUUUAUCAAAUAUUCCAAACUACUAGCAUCUGGUCCAUCAUUAAUCAGUUUAUGUCUGAUCGUUUGUAUAUUCAAUUUUGUGAGGGAUGGAACAGUCAAGUCAUACCUUUUUUUUUUCCUCGUAAUUUCAUGUGUCAUAGAGCAUUGAUAGUUUGCUCAGGUUAUGAGUUGUAUAUAGAAUUAGAAAAUAAUUUCAGUUGCUUAUAUAAAUUUUCCCAAGAUUUCAUAAA
Messenger RNA from Medicago truncatula (barrel medic), 1953 nucleotides. Its product is annotated as probable polygalacturonase. The coding region runs from base 299 to 1723 and encodes 474 amino acids. The record is from RefSeq and is a predicted model, not a curated record. The transcript is spliced from 5 exons. Gene Ontology annotation, biological process: carbohydrate metabolic process. Gene Ontology annotation, molecular function: polygalacturonase activity. Lineage: Eukaryota; Viridiplantae; Streptophyta; Magnoliopsida; Fabales; Fabaceae.